Lycium barbarum (goji berry) is the source of this 1500-nucleotide messenger RNA. RefSeq lists its product as uncharacterized. NCBI's taxonomy places the organism in Eukaryota, Viridiplantae, Streptophyta, Magnoliopsida, Solanales, Solanaceae. Bases 517 to 1500 code for a protein of 327 amino acids. The transcript is spliced from 3 exons. The record is from RefSeq and is a predicted model, not a curated record.
CCUUUAGCUACCCGAAAAGGGGUGAUGAAGUGCAGGGGGAGGUGCUGUCCAGAUUUCUGUUUUGAACAUUCUACAUGGACUGCUGUUAGUAUUUUGAGCAUAUCUUUUUGUACAAAAUUGCUGUAGGGGUGAUUCGAAUUUCUAUGAGACCCUCGGACAUAUAUCUACAACUUUCAUUGAGGACACAAAGUCCAGUUUUUCCAUUUACCCCUUCGAAACUGAGCAACAAUACAAGACGGUAGCGCUGUCCAGAAUUUCUGUUUUGAUAGUUUGGGCUGAUUUUCGUUGAUUUCGUGUUUAGUUGUGAUGUGCUGGGACUUUUGAACUUAAGUAGAUAUUUAUUUGUGUAUUUAAGGUAUAUAUGCUCUUGUACAAGCUAAGAGGAAUUAUUUGACGAAGUGGACUUUGAUUGGUCUAUGGCGUAGAUGAUUUGAACUCCUCGAGUUGUGGUAGAACUUGUUGUGUGGUAAAACGCCAAGGAAUCAAGUCGUGGCAUCUUCUACUUCUAAUAGACUUAUGGAAGCCGCUCGUGAGAGUUUAAAUAACUCCAAUGCCCAACCUGACCUACAAGAAGGGGUUGGAGAACAUUUUGCUGAUUCUAAUCCUCCUAGUGCAAGUGGAUCUGAAGCGGGAAAUAAUCAGGGUACAAGAGUUGGGCCACACCCUCAGAUGAGUCAUAGUGCUCCUGCUGUUGAUCCCCCUUUUCAACAAAUGGCUGAUUUCUUUCGUCACAUGGCUAGAAGAAUGCCUGCCUCUGAUGAAAUGAACUUUGAGAAAAUGAGAAAAAUGGGUGGAGUUGAGUUUGAAGGCACUGUUGACCCUACAGAUGCUGAGCAGUGGUUGGAACGGAUUGAAAAAGUUUUUGAGCAAUUAGAGUGUUCAGACGCUGCCAAAUUUAAGUAUGCUGUCUCAUUGUUACAAAAAGAUGCCUAUGAUUGGUGGGUAAGUGUACCGAAUGCCAGGGCAAAACCUCCUGUUCUUACUUGGAAUGAUUUUGUGAAAGAAUUUCAUAUGAAAUAUGUCCCACCUACUUAUCAUGAUGCAAAGAAAAAAGAGUUCUUGAAUUUAGAGCAAGGGAGUAUGUCUAUUGCUGAAUAUCAGCAGAAGUUUCUCAGGCUAUCUCGUUAUGCUGGUGGUAUUAUUAAUAACGAAAAAGAUAAGUGCAGGCGAUUCGAAGACGGUUUGAAUAAUUCCAUCAGAAAAUCUGUGGCGGUCCUACAACAUGAAAGCUUUUAUAAAUUAGUUUCAGCUGCUCUUACUUGGGAAAGGAUCGACAAGGAACAAACUAGUAGAAAUGAGCACAAGUUCAGGAAAGCUGAUGCAGAUUCAGGAGGUCCAUCAAAAAAGGGAAGGUUUGACAGUUCCAAAGCUAAUACUGUUCGAAAGUUAGCCCAACAUAAGCAAAAUAGAUCAAGUUCCUCUACUGCCAGCACUCCAAGCUAUGGCCAAGGAGAGCUUCUGGUGCUUGUUUUAAUUGUGGGAGCUUCGAUCAUAAAGUGA